CUGUCAAAUCUGGCUCCACCCAUUUACAGCAUUUCUCUUGCUCGACUGUUAUUACUAGCUGCGUUGACCCGUAACACAGCCUUCAUCCCAACCCUUCAUUGACACCCAAGAGGCAUCAACUAGUCAACUUGCGCAUGUGUCUUUUUAAAAGGGAGCAAGAGAGGGCGGUGGGCGCACGCAUUGGACCUUGUUCCUAAUAGUUUGGCUUUAGUUAGGAACAAAGUAAAAAUCUAAGACAUUUUAAACCUUUCAAGUGAAGCAUAACAGUGACAUGAAGUGGGGUUGGCUGCUGUUGGGGGUUCUGCUAACUUUUGCGUAUCUGUGCUGGAGCGAGAAGGGCCUGGAGUUCCCCGAAUAUGAUGGCAAGGACCGCGUCCAUCAGCUGACCAUCAAGAACUACAAGUCUGUGAUGAAGAGAUAUGAUGUAAUGGUCAUCUACUACCACAAGGCUGUUGGCGAGGACCGCAUGUCCAGAAAGCAGUUUGAAGUGGAGGAACUUGCUUUGGAGUUGUUAACAAGCCCCGCCGCCCUGACGUACCAGCUUGCGGCCCAGGUGCUUGAUGAUUUUGAAGAUGAGGACAUUGGAUUCGGUCUGGUGGAUUCAAAGAAAGACCGAGCGGUUGCUAAGAAGCUGGGUCUGCUGGAGGUGGACAGCAUCUACAUCUUUGCUGAUGACGAGAUCAUCGAGUACGAUGGAGAGCUGGCAGCCGACACGCUGCUGGAGUUCCUCUAUGACGUGAUCGAGGAGCCUGUGGAGAUCAUCAGUAAUGACAGAGAGCUCAAAGGCUUCCAUCACAUCGAGGAGGACAUCAAACUGAUGGGCUACUUCAAGAGCGCCAAAUCUUCACACUUCAUUGAGUACGAUGACGCAGCUGAAGAAUUUCAUCCCUUCAUCAAGUUCUUUGCCACAUUUGAGCAAAAGAUCGCUAAGAAAUUAAACCUGAAGAUGAAUGAAGUGGAUUUCUACGAGCCCUUCAUGAACAAACCCGUCAGCAUCCCCGGCAAACCCUACAUGGAGGACGACAUCGUCAGCUUCAUCGAGGAGCACGACAGACCAACUCUAAGAAAGCUGGAGCCCCACAGCAUGUAUGAGAUCUGGGAAGAUGAUAUUAAUGGACAGCACAUUGUGGCCUUCGCCGAGGAGUCUGACCCUGACGGCUAUGAAUUCCUGGAGAUCCUGAAGGAAGUGGCUCAAGAAAACACAGAGAACCCAGACUUAAGCAUCAUCUGGAUCGAUCCUGACGACUUCCCCCUGAUGGUGCCGUACUGGGAGAAGACCUUCGGCAUCGACCUCUCAUCUCCUCAGAUCGGCGUGGUGGACGUAGAAGAUGCUGACAGUGUGUGGAUGGAGAUGGAUGAUGAAGAGAACAUGCCGACCGCUGACGAGCUCGACACCUGGAUCGAAGACGUGAUGUCUGGAAGAAUCAACCCUGGUGACGAAACUGACUACAACCAUGAUGAUGAUGAAGAUGAGGACGAUGAUGAUGACGAUGAUGAUGAUGAUGAUGACAACAAUGACGAAGAUGAUGAUGAUGAUGAUUAUGAUGAUGAUGACGACAAUGACGAUGAUGAUGAUGAAUAAAUGAUCUCAGACAUAACUCUUCAGUCUGUCUGUGUUCACAUCCUCACAAACUGAGCUGUCCUGUCAUUGCCGUCUGGAGGAGAAACAUUUUGUCUCGUCUCGUUGUUUAACUCCACCACAUCAGGAAAAUAAACAUCGUAUUUGCGGGUCGCUGCCAAUGAAACGCGUCUACUGAGAACAUGUGUGGUGUUUGUUAAACAAUAGCAAAGCCUAACAACUAUUUUGAUAUUUUUAUUGACUUUUAGAGCAGCAUAACUGAUGCUCACUGGAAGGUCUUAAAUAAAAGAUAUAAGUAAAAAUAAAUAAAUAAAUAAAUAAAUCCUUGUUUUUUGUCCCAACACAGAUGCAACAAGAAGUGAUGGGGGAAAAAAUGCCAUCUAUCAAGAAUCUUCAUCUCUGUGUAAUAUUUGCGUGUGUGUGUUUACUCAAGAUGUUU
Messenger RNA from Sinocyclocheilus rhinocerous, 2018 nucleotides. RefSeq names its product calsequestrin-1-like. Gene Ontology annotation, biological process: regulation of skeletal muscle contraction by regulation of release of sequestered calcium ion. Bases 272 to 1582 code for a protein of 436 amino acids. NCBI's taxonomy places the organism in Eukaryota, Metazoa, Chordata, Actinopteri, Cypriniformes, Cyprinidae. The transcript has 12 exons. Gene Ontology annotation, cellular component: Z disc; sarcoplasmic reticulum lumen. The record is from RefSeq and is a predicted model, not a curated record. Gene Ontology annotation, molecular function: calcium ion binding.